AGUCGCUCUGCAGCUCUUCAGUCCGCCGAUAAACCCACUAAAGAAAGAAAGAAAGUCAAACAUCAAGCGCUGCGUGUUCACAUCACUCUGAUUUUCUCUCUUGAGUGUUUUAAACAGAGUGUUGUGUGUGUGUGUUUGUGUUGAGAUGUUGAGGAUGACGUCACAGAUGUGCUGUAAAUCAGUGGGAACUGAUCUGUCCAUGCUGGAUAUUGAUGAUUUCAUCACAGAAAUCUGUCAGCUGAAGAAAGAGGUGGCGUUACUGGAGGAAAAGCUGAGGACAAGAGGAGAUGAACUCAACACUGAGAAGUCCAGACACACACAGGACUCGGAGCUCAGCCUCACUUUACUCUGUUAUACUGACACAAACCCCACAGACGCUCAGGACACUGUGUGUGACAGUAAUCACACCUUGAAUCAGGAUGAAUCUACUGAUCAAACCUCCACAGAGUCUCUGGAUUCUGUCUGUAACGCUGGAGAACAGCAGAUCCUGAACACCAGACCACUCAACAUGUGUUCUGUCACACUGAUGGAGAUAAAAACUGAACCCACGUCAGAGGAAGAUCAGACCGAUGAAGAUGAGAAUUACGACGAUAAUGAUGAUGAUUUUAUUCCUUCAGAUGAGAGCGGUGAUUCAUGUUGUGAUGGAGAAACGGCCUCUACAUCAAAACAGCGACUGACAGCACAAACUCUUUCCUGCAUCACCUGUGGAAAGACAUUCAGUUCACAGAGACGUUUAGAGACACAUGAGAGAAAACACACAGAACAGAAACUCUUCACCUGCACCAGAUGUGACAUCAGCUUUCCUACCUUACAAGAGAAGAAACUUCAUUCACAAGAGCACAGAGACCAGAAACACUUUCACUGUCAGCAGUGUGGGAAGAACUUUGUCUACCCUUCUAGUCUGAAAGAACACAUGCGGACACACACUGGAGAAAAACCUUUCCACUGCAGUCAAUGUGACAAAUAUUUCAGCACCAAAGGAAGUCUUGUUACUCAUCAGAGAAUUCACACGGGAGAAAAAACACACACGUGUCCUCACUGUGACAAGAGAUUCAGCCACAAACCUCAUCUGAAGAGACACAUGCUUUUACACACCAACGAGAGACCGUAUCUUUGCAGUGAAUGUGGAAAAGGCUUUAGGGAUUCAGGUUGUUUAAGGUUACACCAGCGAACUCACUCUGAGGAGAAACUCUAUCAGUGUUCACACUGUGAUAAAGGCUUCCGUCAGAAACCUCAUCUGGUACGUCAUGAGAGAAUUCACACUGGAGAGAAACCUUACCUCUGCUCUCACUGUGGAAAGAGCUUUACUGAUUCAAGUACUUUCAAAGAUCAUCUGAGAGUUCACACUGGAGAAAAACCUUAUCUCUGCAGUGUUUGUGGGAAGAGUUUUAGUCGAAGUCACCAUUUAGUAACACAUCAGAGAAUUCAUACAGGAGAAAGACCUUAUAAAUGCUCUCAGUGUGACAAAGCGUUUACUGAUAGAUUUUUCCUGAGAACCCAUGAGAGAGUUCAUACUGAAGACAAUCCUACCACUGCUCCAUCUGCGGCGAGAAGAGAUAUGCUGAAGAACAAACUGGACUUGAGUGUUUUAAACAGAGUGUUGUGUGUGUGUGUUUGUGUUGAGAUGUUGAGGAUGACGUCACAGAUGUGCUGUAAAUCAGUGGGAACUGAUCUGUCCAUGCUGGAUAUUGAUGAUUUCAUCACAGAAAUCUGUCAGCUGAAGAAAGAGGUGGCGUUACUGGAGGAAAAGCUGAGGACAAGAGGAGAUGAACUCAACACUGAGAAGUCCAGACACACACAGGACUCGGAGCUCAGCCUCACUUUACUCUGUUAUACUGACACAAACCCCACAGACGCUCAGGACACUGUGUGUGACAGUAAUCACACCUUGAAUCAGGAUGAAUCUACUGAUCAAACCUCCACAGAGUCUCUGGAUUCUGUCUGUAACGCUGGAGAACAGCAGAUCCUGAACACCAGACCACUCAACAUGUGUUCUGUCACACUGAUGGACUGCAGGAAACUCAUGGAGAUGAGAAGACAAACACCAGCAGAAGAAGAAGAAGAACAUCACACUGAUGAAGAUGAGAAUCACGAUGAUGAUGAUGAUUUUAUUCCUUCAGAUGAGAGCGGUGAUUCAUGUUGUGAUGGAGAAACGGCCUCUACAUCAAAACAGCGACUGACAGCACAAACUCUUUCCUGCAUCACCUGUGGAAAGACAUUCAGUUCACAGAGACGUUUAGAGACACAUGAGAGAAAACACACAGAACAGAAACUCUUCACCUGCACCAGAUGUGACAUCAGCUUUCCUACCUUACAAGAGAAGAAACUUCAUUCACAAGAGCACAGAGACCAGAAACACUUUCACUGUCAGCAGUGUGGGAAGAAUUAUUUUACAACUUCAUCUCAUAUAAACGCUCACUUGAGGACACACACUGGAGAAAAACCUUUCCACUGCAGUCAAUGUGACAAGUGUUUCAGCACCAAAGGAAAUCUUGUUGCUCAUCAGAGAAUUCACACGGGAGAAAAACCGUACGCGUGUCCUCACUGUGACAAGAGAUUCAACCACAAACCUCAUCUGAAGAAACACAUGCGUAUCCACAGCGAUGAGAGACCGUAUAAGUGCAGUGAAUGUGGAAAAACCUUUAAGGUCUUAGGUUCUUUAAAAGUACACCAGAGAACUCACUCUGAGGAGAAACUCUAUCAGUGUUCACACUGUGAUAAACGCUUCCGUCAGAAAGCUAAUCUGGUACGCCAUGAGAGAACUCACACCGGAGAGAAACCUUACCUCUGCUCUCACUGUGGAAAGAGCUUUACUGACUCACAACAUUUUAAAUCUCAUAAAAGAAUUCACACUGGAGAGAAACCUUAUCACUGCAGUGUUUGUGGGAAGAGUUUCAGUCGACACGACACUUUAGUGAAUCACAAGAGAAUUCAUUCAGGUGAAAGACUUUUUAAAUGUUCUCAGUGUGACAAGACGUUUGCUCGACCAUGUGUCCUGAGAACCCAUGAGAGAGUUCACACUGGAGAGAAACCUUAUCACUGCUCCAUCUGUGGAGAGAGAUUCACUUAUUUAGGAAGUUUAAACACUCAUCAGAAGAAACAUGCUGAAGGACAAACUAGUGUUUUAAACAGAGUGUUGUGUGUGUGUGUUUGUGUUGAGAUGUUGAGGAUGACGUCACAGAUGUGCUGUAAAUCAGUGGGAACUGAUCUGUCCAUGCUGGAUAUUGAUGAUUUCAUCACAGAAAUCUGUCAGCUGAAGAAAGAGGUGGCGUUACUGGAGGAAAAGCUGAGGACAAGAGGAGAUGAACUCAACACUGAGAAGUCCAGACACACACAGGACUCGGAGCUCAGCCUCACUUUACUCUGUUAUACUGACACAAACCCCACAGACGCUCAGGACACUGUGUGUGACAGUAAUCACACCUUGAAUCAGGAUGAAUCUACUGAUCAAACCUCCACAGAGUCUCUGGAUUCUGUCUGUAACGCUGGAGAACAGCAGAUCCUGAACACCAGACCACUCAACAUGUGUUCUGUCACACUGGUGGACUGCAGGAAACUCAUGGAGAUGAAAACAGAACCCACAGUGAAGGAAGAACAGACUGAUGAAGAUGAGAAUCAUGAUGAUUUCGUUCCUUCAGUCAAACUGGUGAGUGGUGAGAACCUGGAGAUAAAAACAGAAGAGACAUCAGACGAAGAUCAGACUGGUGAAGAUGAGAAUGAUGAUGGUGAUGAUUUUAUUCCUUCAGAUGAGAGCGGUGAUUCAUGUUGUGAUGGAGAAACGGCCUCUACAUCAAAACAGCGACUGACAGCACAAACUCUUUCCUGCAUCACCUGUGGAAAGACAUUCAGUUCACAGAGACGUUUAGAGACACAUGAGAGAAAACACACAGAACAGAAACUCUUCACCUGCACCAGAUGUGACAUCAGCUUUCCUACCUUACAAGAGAAGAAACUUCAUUCACAAGAGCACAGAGACCAGAAACACUUUCACUGUCAGCAGUGUGGGAAGAACUUUUUCUGCUCUUCUCAUCUGAACAUUCACAUGAGGACACACACUGGAGAAAAACCUUUCCACUGCAGUCAAUGUGACAAAUAUUUCAGCAGCAAAGGAAAUCUUUUUACUCAUCAGAGAAUUCACACGGGAGGAAAACCUUACAAGAAGAAACACUUUCACUGUGAGCAGUGUGGGAAGAAUUGUGUCUCGUCUUCUAGUCUGAACAUUCACAUGAGGACACACACUGGAGAAAAACCUUUCCACUGCAGUCAAUGUGACAAAUAUUUCAGAACCAAAGGAAAUCUUGUUACUCAUCAGAGAACUCACACGGGAGAAAAACCGUACGCGUGUCCUCACUGUGACAAGAGAUUCAACCACAAACCUCAUGUUAAGAUACACAUGCGUGUGCACACCAGUGAGAGACCGUAUGAGUGCAGUGAAUGUGGAAAAGCCUUUAGGGAUUCAGGUUCUUUAAAAUCACAUCAAACAACUCACUCAGAGGAAAAACUCUAUCAGUGUUCACACUGUGAUAAACGCUUCAAUCAGAAAGCUAAUCUGAUAACUCAUGAGAGAAUUCACACUGGAGAGAAACCUUACCUCUGCUCUCACUGUGGGAAGAGCUUCACUGAUUCAUCUCAUUUAAGAGUUCAUAUGAAAAUUCACACUGGAGAGAAACCUCAUCACUGCAGUGUUUGUGGGAAGAGUUUCACUCAACAUAAUAACUUACUAAAACACCAGACAACCCACACAGGUGAAAGACUUUAUAAAUGUUCUCAGUGUGACAAGACGUUUGCUCGAUCAGAUGUCCUAAAAACCCAUGAGAGAGUUCACACUAGAGAGAAACCUUAUCACUGCUCCAUCUGUGGAGAGAGAUUCACUUAUUUAGGAAGUUUUAAUUCUCAUCAGAAGAAACAUGCUGAAGAACAAACUGCACUGGAAUCAUAGACGCUGUAGACAAAAAAUAGUAAAAGACGCAACUAUGAUCUUACAGUUUAUCUUUUAAUCGGUUCCAUUCGGUCUUCAACAACCAAUAGCCUUUAUUUUUUCAUGUAUAAAUGUAUAUGAACCCGUGUUGUGUUAUAAGUCUGAUAUUGAACAUCUUGCUUAUGUGACAAUUUGUAGUUCAUGAUUGACACGUGCAGCAGAUAUUGUUCUGAGCAUUAGUAUUCAUGAGGAGUUAUACAGUAUUUUUUAUUUGUUUGCUGUUUUUACAUAUGAUUCUAAAUAAUCUUACUCUCCACAAAAUAAAUAUUGAGUAUCACAAUCAAGUGCUCUGUUGGAGUAUGUCAGGU
Molecule: messenger RNA, 5286 nt
Organism: Triplophysa rosa
Lineage: Eukaryota; Metazoa; Chordata; Actinopteri; Cypriniformes; Nemacheilidae
Product: zinc finger protein 658-like
Exons: 9
Coding region: 146-4939 (1597 amino acids)
Biological process (GO): regulation of DNA-templated transcription
Molecular function (GO): DNA-binding transcription factor activity, RNA polymerase II-specific; RNA polymerase II cis-regulatory region sequence-specific DNA binding
Source: RefSeq, a predicted model, not a curated record